GCGGCAGAAGCAGGGGUAGCGCGGGGCGGUGGGGCCACGUGUGCGGGUUCCGGUGCUGGCGGUGGAGCAGCCUCAGCCAUGGAGCCCGCCGGCCUGUUUCCCCCUUUCCCCGCCGUCUGCCCCCCGCCACCGCCCGCUCACACCCCGGUACCCCCGCCCCGCGCCGCCGAGACCACCCGCAUCAUCACCGACCCCAUCUCCGGCCGCUCCUACUGCAAGGGCCGCCUGCUGGGAAAGGGUGGCUUUGCACGAUGCUAUGAAAUGACAGAUCUCUCUAGCAACAAAACCUAUGCCGUGAAGGUCAUUCCUCACAGCCGGGUGGCUAAACCCCAUCAGCGGGAGAAGAUCACCAACGAGAUCGAGCUGCACCGGGACUUGCACCACAAGCACAUUGUCAAGUUCUCCCACUACUUUGAGGACUCAGAGAGCAUCUACAUAUUCCUGGAGCACUGCAGUAGGAAGUCCCUGGCCCACAUCUGGAAGGCCCGCCACACACUGCUGGAGCCUGAAGUGCGCUAUUACCUCAAACAGAUCAUCUCAGGCUUAAAAUAUCUUCACCUCAAGGGCAUCCUGCACAGAGACCUCAAGCUUGGUAACUUCUUCAUCAAUGAGAACAUGGAGCUGAAGGUGGGGGACUUUGGGCUAGCUGCUUGCCAGGAUACCUCUGACCAGAAGAAAAAGACAAUAUGUGGGACCCCCAACUACCUGGCCCCAGAAGUGCUGCUGAGGCAGGGCCAUGGGCCAGAGUCGGAUGUAUGGUCUCUGGGCUGUGUCAUGUACACCCUGCUGUGUGGGAACCCUCCCUUUGAGACCUCUGAUCUCAAGGAGACGUACAGGUGUAUCAAGCAAGUAGAGUACACCCUCCCUGUCUUCCUCUCCCUGCCCGCCAAGCACCUCAUCGCCGGCAUCCUCAGACGCAACCCUAAGGACCGCUUCACCCUUGAGGAGAUCUUGGACCAUGAGUUCUUCAAGGGCUACACGCCUGAGAAACUCCCUCCCAGCAGCUGUGUGAUGGCUCCAGAGCUGAAUCCCCCCAACCCAGCAAAGAGUCUCUUUGCUAAAGUCACCAAGACCCUCUUUGGGAAGAAGAAACCCAAAGCCAAGAAGGGCUCUUUGGAAGACAAGGAUGACAUCUCCAAGCUGGUCACUGGGCUGAUGAAGACCUCAAUCUGCCGGCAGAUGAGCUAUAAAACUGUGGAAGGGAAUGAGGCCGCCCCUGUAUCAUGCCGCAGUGCCAGCUCUAGCCCCGUGGAGACAGUGGUGGAGGAGACAUCUCACAAGUCUGCAUCCCCUUCCAUCCGAGGGACGAUGGCCAGCAGCUGUGAGGCCUUUGAAGACUGCAUCACUACCUCUGCCAUCAUUGAGUCGGCUGUCCGGCUCCUGCGGACCUGCCUCUCCUCCAUGCCCCCAGCGGGGAAAAAUCCGGCUUCCCUGGCCCGCCACGAGCACUUUGUCUGGGUGAGCAAGUGGGUGGAUUACUCCAACAAGUAUGGCUUUGGCUACCAGCUCUCCAACCGUAGCAUUGGGGUCCUCUUCAACAAUGGCACGCACAUGACUCUUUCCCCCAACCACAGGACUGUGCAUUACAACCCAACCAGCAGCAAACACCUUGUGUUCUCUGUGGCCGCUAUCCCUGAGCAGCUGCAGGGGCAGAUGAGUGUCUUGCGCUAUUUUGCGUCCUACAUGGAGCAGCAUCUCAUGAAGGGAGGUGACUUGCCCAGCAUAGAUGACCUUGGGCAGCCGGCCCUGCUCCUCCUGCAGUGGGUGAAGACUGACCAAGCCUUGCUCAUGCUCUUCAGCAAUGGCACCCUGCAGGUGAACUUCUACAAUGACCACACCAAGGUGAUCAUUAGCAAGCCUGACCACUCCUGCCUUGUCACCUACAUCAACCGGGAGCGAAAUUCCUACACCUACAAGCUGUGCAGCAUCCAGGAGCUGGGCUGCUCUCCUGAGCUCCACCACCGCCUCAGAUACAUCCUCAAGCUCCUCCAAGAACGUGCUGAAGCCUAGUGUGGGACCUUGGGGGAACCCUUGCUGGACAUAAAGGUCUCCCCCUCCCCUCCCAUGGGAUGGGAGGGAUGUUGUGGUGCUGGCUGCCUGCCUGGGCACCCUGUAUCCCGGUGCUCAGAUGGACUCUGGACUAAAGACUCGUGGAUGUGGUUACAGCA
Messenger RNA from Pezoporus occidentalis (night parrot), 2168 nucleotides. It is a transcript of the gene PLK3, whose product is annotated as polo like kinase 3. The transcript is spliced from 15 exons. Gene Ontology annotation, molecular function: protein serine/threonine kinase activity; ATP binding; protein binding. Gene Ontology annotation, cellular component: nucleus; centrosome; cytoplasm. Bases 79 to 2010 code for a protein of 643 amino acids. NCBI's taxonomy places the organism in Eukaryota, Metazoa, Chordata, Aves, Psittaciformes, Psittacidae. Gene Ontology annotation, biological process: mitotic spindle organization; mitotic G1/S transition checkpoint signaling; protein phosphorylation. The record is from RefSeq and is a predicted model, not a curated record.